Kogia breviceps (pygmy sperm whale) is the source of this 6041-nucleotide messenger RNA. NCBI's taxonomy places the organism in Eukaryota, Metazoa, Chordata, Mammalia, Artiodactyla, Physeteridae. The record is from RefSeq and is a predicted model, not a curated record.
AGGGGUCGUCCUGCGGGUAGCAGGAGGCUCGGGAGGAUCUGGAGACUGGGGUGAGAGAGCGGAGAGAGAGCGAGCGAGAGAGAGCGAGAGAGAGGGAGAGAGAGAAGGAGAGAGAGAGAGCGAGAGCGAGCGAAAGGUGAGCCGAGCUGAAGGAGGGCACGCGCUGCCGGGCACCCCCAGUCUAUGGAGCGGGGUAAGAUGGCGGAGGCGGAGAGCCUGGAGACGGCGGCGGAGCACGAGCGGAUCCUCCGAGAGAUCGAGAGCACCGACACGGCCUGCAUCGGGCCCACGCUCAGGUCUGUCUAUGAUGGUGAGGAACAUGGACGAUUCAUGGAGAAGCUUGAAACUCGCAUCCGCAAUCAUGACCGAGAAAUUGAGAAAAUGUGCAACUUUCAUUACCAGGGCUUUGUGGACUCUAUAACGGAACUGCUGAAAGUAAGAGGAGAAGCCCAGAAACUCAAAAAUCAAGUGACGGAUACUAAUAGAAAACUACAGCAUGAGGGAAAGGAACUGGUAAUAGCAAUGGAAGAGCUGAAGCAGUGUCGACUACAACAGAGAAAUAUUUCUGCCACUGUUGAUAAAUUAAUGCUGUGUCUUCCAGUCCUGGAGAUGUAUAGCAAACUGAGGGACCAGAUGAAAACUAAAAGGCAUUAUCCUGCACUGAAAACUCUGGAACAUCUAGAGCAUACCUAUCUGCCUCAAGUAAGCCACUAUCGAUUCUGCAAGGUGAUGGUUGACAAUAUCCCCAAGCUUCGAGAAGAAAUUAAGGAUGUUUCUAUGUCUGAUCUCAAAGACUUUCUGGAGAGUAUCCGCAAACAUUCAGACAAAAUUGGAGAGACUGCCAUGAAGCAAGCCCAACAACAAAGAAACCUGGAUAACAUCAUCUUGCAACAACCCAGAAUAGGUAGCAAGAGAAAACCUAAGAAAGAUGCAUAUACAAUUUUUGAUACAGAGAUAGGAAGCACUAGCCCCAAGUCUGAACAGGAUUCAGGAAUUCUGGAUGUUGAAGAUGAGGAAGAUGAUGAAGAGGUACCUGGGGCCCAAGAUUUGGUUGAUUUCUCUCCUGUUUAUCGAUGUCUACACAUAUAUUCUGUCCUGGGUGCCCGGGAAACAUUUGAGAACUACUACCGAAAACAGAGGCGAAAACAGGCUCGUUUGGUGCUCCAGCCUCCUUCUAACAUGCAUGAAACUUUAGAUGGCUACAGGAAGUAUUUUAAUCAAAUUGUAGGCUUUUUUGUGGUUGAAGAUCACAUUUUACAUACAACCCAGGGCUUAGUAAAUAGAGCCUACAUCGAUGAACUGUGGGAAAUGGCACUUUCAAAAACCAUCGCAGCACUCCGUACUCACUCGUCUUACUGCUCUGAUCCAAACCUCGUGUUAGAUUUGAAGAACCUCAUUGUGCUUUUUGCUGACACACUUCAGGUGUAUGGUUUUCCUGUAAAUCAGCUUUUUGACAUGCUGUUAGAAAUCAGAGAUCAAUAUAGUGAAACUUUGCUAAAGAAGUGGUCAGGUAUUUUCAGAAACAUACUUGAUUCUGACAACUAUAGUCCUAUACCAGUAACAAGUGAAGAGAUAUAUAAAAAGGUGGUAGGACAAUUCCCAUUCCAAGAUACAGAGCUGGAAAAGCAACCAUUUCCAAAAAAGUUUCCAUUCUCUGAAUUUGUGCCAAAAGUUUACAACCAAAUUAAAGAAUUUAUCUAUGCCUGUCUGAAGUUUUCAGAAGAUCUUCAUCUAAGUUCAACUGAAGUAGAUGACAUGAUUCGUAAAUCUACAAACCUGUUGCUAACUAGGACUCUGAGCAGCUCUCUGCAGAAUGUCAUUAAAAGGAAGAAUAUUGGACUUACUGAGCUUGUCCAGAUUAUUAUCAAUACAACACACUUGGAGAAAUCCUGUAAGUACUUGGAAGAAUUCAUCACCAAUAUCACUAAUGUGCUUCCAGAGACAGUCCACACCACAAAGCUCUAUGGCACCACGACUUUUAAGGAUGCCAGACAUGCAGCUGAAGAAGAGAUUUAUACCAACUUAAACCAGAAGAUUGACCAGUUUCUUCAGCUGGCUGACUAUGACUGGAUGACUGGAGAAUUGGGCAACAAAGCUAGUGAUUACCUAGUAGACCUCAUUGCCUUUCUACGUAGCACCUUUGCUGUCUUCACACACCUUCCUGGAAAGGUGGCCCAGACAGCAUGUAUGUCAGCUUGCAAGCAUUUAGCUACGUCCUUGAUGCAACUUUUGCUGGAAGCUGAAGUAAGGCAGCUCACCUUGGGAGCAUUACAGCAGUUCAACUUGGAUGUCAGAGAAUGUGAACAGUUUGCCAGAUCCGGCCCGGUGCCUGGGUUCCAGGAGGACACGCUGCAGUUGGCCUUCAUCGACUUGAGACAAGACAAAAGAGAUUUCACAGAUGUUGUGAUGUUAAGGACCUUGAGCAGAUUAUCCUGGAAUUAUCUGGGAACACAUUGUAAUUACCAGCUGAGAGCUAUGAAGUGUUGCUCGAAGUCCAAGUGGUCUGUUGACACAUGGUCUGGACAACUUUAUGGAACUAUUCAAAAUGAGCUUUUAGAUCUCUUCCUCCAGUGGGAUUGGUCAACCUACCUUGCUGACUAUGGUCAGCCUACCUGCAAGUACCUCCGGGUAAACCCUGUGACAGCUCUGACCCUGCUUGAGAAGAUGAAGGACACUAGCCGCAAGAACAACAUGUUUGCACAGUUUCGGAAAAAUGAGCGAGACAAGCAGAAAUUGAUUGACACUGUGGCCAAGCAACUCCGGGGACUCAUCAGCAGCCACCACUCAUGAAGGCGGGCCUCGGGCCCACGGAGGCUGCUGGCUGCAGCCCCAGAGUCCGGGCCCCAGCACUGGCUGGCCCUACAUUUGUGCAUUCUUCUUCAGAGAGAGCAAAUGUAUUUUUUUAAUAACCUAUGUACAGUAUUCGCAUAACCUUUCCUUAUAGUAAAAGAGGCACAAGGGUAAGCAAGUCCACGAGUUGUUGCUAGGCUGGGCUUCAGGGGAAGCCAUACUACACUGUCUGUAUUUUCCUAGAGAUGGCGGUGUCAUCGGUCCAGUAUGAUAAACCGCAUUUCAUCCGUGGCUCUAGAGCUUAGAUCUGGGGCUCAGAAACUACACAAACAAAAUGGGUACUUGCCACUGGGAGGUAAGGUGAGUAGGCAGAAGGAUAAUAAAGUACAUCCUGUUCACUCCUAGGUGCCCCAUUCACCGUGUAGGUGAGGCCGAUUCUUCCUGAUGCAAGGAAAGGGCCUGGAAAACACUACUUAGUCUAUCAAAGACCAGCACACAGUUCUGGAGGUUCAUCUCUUCAGUCCACUGACUUUCACUGACCGGUGAACAAGCGUGCUGUGUGGCAAGAUGACGGCUUCGCUCCAAUCCCCCCAAGGAUGGCAUUUUUUAGCCGAGAUCUGACCCAAUGCUUUUACUUCUAAGUUUUCUGGGGCACGGUAGAGCUGAGUAUGCAGCGGGAAGAAUUGGACCUCAUGACUAACUAUAGGCUGCCCCACACCAGGAGGAGAUCUUGAAAGCCAGUGCAAAUGGAAUCAGAGCCCCAGCCCUUCCCCAUUCCUCUCAUUGCCUUCUUUCAGGGUCAGGGUACUUGGUUCAGGGCAUAGGUCAACAGUUAUUCCAUAGACAGAGAGUCUCAGACUUGGCCUCUUCCAGCAGCGUCAUUGGGAUAGUCAGAUUCCAGAAGCCUGAAAAUGACCCUUACUUUACCCUUAGGUAAAACCUUGGAAUCAUUCCUUUGUGUUUUAAAGCCAACUUUCUGGCCACCAUCUUUAAAGGAAAUGUCAUCAACUCUGUACUGUGGGGACAGCUAUAGCUGGACUGGAUGCCUUUAGGGAUGGAACCACUGUCACCAUGAAGUAGAGCAGGUCAACCAUGGCUAGUGGUUUGUUACCCAUGGCACAGCUGUCCCUCACUAAGUCAUAUCCUGGAUAAGCUCUUCUUGCUCAAGCCCAAAGCUUCCAUCCCCUUUUGAGAUCCCCAUAGCUAUCUUUUGGCUUCAUCUGAGAAAGAUUGCCUAUAAUCCUAUCCCUCAAGCUCUGGAGUUUGUAAAGGAGCCUGGACCAGCUAGCUUGGAGGCUGUGUCCUCUGUCCCAAAUGGGCUCCCAAGACUUAAUGCAAGGGCUUCUUCACUCUGAGGUCAGGCAGAGGAAUCUGCCCUUUAAGACACUUCAGGAAGAUGCUACCAAGGCUACUGGCAAGAGUAUAAUUGUGCAUCACCAAACAACGACAAAUAAGCCACACAGUCUUUUCCAGCUUGGGUUAGUGGAAAGACAGACUCAUCAGACAGAAUUCUUCACUCCGUUUGUCAGCUGCUGAGUUGCUUCUAGGGAAGGCAGUGCUUCCUUUUUCACACGCCCCACCAAAUAUUGUAUCACAACUUGAAAACCAUGGGGAAGAAAAUAUGCACACCGACACGCAGGCUUCCUCAAAGCUGGAGACCAGGCUGCAUGUGGGCUCUGCAGAAGCCUUCCGAGGCUCAUCCUAGGGGCUAGGCAGUUUGCCCAGGGUCUUAGGAUGAGGCUCAGAGAUGAGUGCUGCCACCCAGAACUUCCAUAGCCAAGGAAAGGCAGGGGUCCAUGGGAAUGAGACCCAAUAUACCAUCUCUCAGGCUCUGGACUUUAUUAGAAAAGAACGAGAAAUGACCACACUAAUCCCAUUGCUUCAGAAGGGCCCCAAACACCCUCCUUCACUAGAUGCCAGCUUACAGCAAGAUCUCUUCCGCUCUGAGUGCUGAGACUUUGAAGUGGAAUGGAGAGAACCUUAAGCAUAUCACAAUAUUUUUCAACUGUUAUCAUUGCUGGCCUGGUCUCAAACCUGUUCCCUGGAGAAGCAGUGCUAUAGAAGAGAAAGUGAACAGGGUGGAGGAACAGGGGUUACUCUGCCCGUUGCACACAGAGGUUCCUCUACAGAAAAUGCUUAUUCAAGCCCAAGACUCAUAGGGUGCGUCCUUUGCUAGAUCCCUUCUUCCCUCUCGGUCUGCCUCAGCCUUCCCUAACGAAACCAACAUGCAGCUACUGAGUUGUCUGUGGGGACACACUCUUGGUGAGCAGGGAAAGGUUAAAAAAAGGAACCAGCAAUGUCCAAGCUGUUUGAAUUGGUGAAGUAGGAGUUUUCAGUUUUGUCUAUAGGCCUCUAGCUGCGCCUGCCCUUGCGAGGACUUGUGCAAAGCAUGGGUGUCCAUGCCCCUCAGACUCCUGACAUCUGGGCUCAAAUGCCCACAGAUGUAGAAGUGCCCUGGAGGCCUCAGUAAGAGGCGAGAACAUGGGUGCCUGGAGGUCUUUCCAUCUUCUAGUUGGCUGAGCUCUUGGGAAAACCAGGUCCAUAUUCCUGAAGGGACAGUGAGGUUUGGGACCCUAGUGGGUUUCAGUAGUAAUUUAGGCAGCUGGUAUAGUUUUAAUGUAUCUCAUAGCAAAAUCUCUUUGUGUAGACUGUAAAUGAAGCUGUUGGGGGUGGGGAAGAACAGGACCUGGAAAUUGGAAACAACAGAGAGUCCUCACUGGUAAAGGGAAUAUACAGGCUUAUAGGGAGCAGUCCCCAGUAUUUUCAUCGUCUCCCAGGCCUCCAAGUCAGCCUGCACACUUGACAAGCGCUUGCUCAGCAAAUCCCAGACCCAGGGCCCUGUAUCCCCAAGAUUGGCAUUGCCCAUGACCUUCCCCAUGAGGCCUCCAGACACACUCCCUUGGGCCUGCUGCAGAAAUCCCCCUCAGCGUAGCCUCGCUUCUCCCAAGACUCUGCACCUGGCUGCUUCCACUGCCUCUUUUUUUUUUUUUUUUCCUUUGGCCUGAGUUUGCAGUUACUUUUCAUUAAUGUGUUGGAAAUGGCCUUUUUAUUUUGCACAUUUAUGGGGGAAAUUUAGGAAAGUCCAUUUUUAACUCUAAAGGGAACUUUUUUCUUUAAAACCAGUAAAGGUACUGAUACAGAUGGGCCUCAUGGUUAGUAGAAAAUCUCUUAUGUGGAAAGAGCAUGUGUAUUCCUCCUGUAUGUUUUCCUCUUUUAACUGCUAUUAAAUAAGAGAGCCUAUGUACCUGUUC